AUGAAUAAAAGUAACAUAACUAUUGAAGAGUCAACAGAAGGUUCCAGCUCCAGUGAUGAAUCUAAGUAUUCUGAUGGGUCUAUACCACUUUCUACGGUGGUAGAAGUAAACACACUUCCUGUUUUGGCCUCUACCGCAACAACACCGGAUUCACCAUCAGAAGGAGAGACUGUUGAACCUACAGGUGCUUACAAGUUCGAAAUUAAUUUCCCGGAGUCGACAUCAGUCACGAAUGAAACGGAUCAAAAUUAUGAAAAGAGCACUAAUACAGAAGCAAUAAGUGAAGAUGAAAUACAUGAGUGUUACGAUUUUGAGUUUAGUUAUUCAGCGUCUGUAAAACAUGAAGACUAUGAAAGUUUUAAUUCGGAGUUCAAAAGUCAACGGGAUACAGAAUUAUCGUGUGACAUCGAGUUUAUUACUUACGCAGUUACUUUUAUAAGACAGUUUUCUAAUGAAAACGGUCCAGUAUUGCCGGGCCGAUUACCUGGCCACCAAUUUAAAUCUAAAGUUAAACAGAAGUCGAAAACAGAUCUUUUCGCAACUUGUCAGAAAAACGUGACAACGUUGGGCCGGAUGAGUGGUUUAAACGAAAGUGAAAAAGUCGAAACAGCACCUUGA
This is a messenger RNA of Parnassius apollo (apollo), 618 nucleotides long. NCBI's taxonomy places the organism in Eukaryota, Metazoa, Arthropoda, Insecta, Lepidoptera, Papilionidae. The record is from the annotation of a GenBank genome assembly.